Molecule: messenger RNA, 885 nt
Organism: Cetraspora pellucida
Lineage: Eukaryota; Fungi; Glomeromycota; Glomeromycetes; Diversisporales; Gigasporaceae
Source: the annotation of a GenBank genome assembly
AUGUCUACGCGUCAAGAUGAUCAAGUAAAUAUUCAAGCAAGUGGUCAAGCUCAAGAAAAUAAUAAAGAAGGUAACGAAGCCCAAGAAAGUAAUCAGGCACAAGAAAAUAAUAAAGGCGGUGACGAAGUCCAAGAAAGUAAUCAGGCACAAGAAAAAAAUAAAGGAGGUAACGAAGCCCAAGAAAGUAAUCAGGCACAAGAAAAAAAUAAAGGAGGUAACGAAGCCCAAGAAAGUAAUCAGGCACAAGAAAAUAAUAAAGGAGGUAACGAAGCCCAAAAAAGUAAUCAGGAAAAUGAUGAAAUUCGGGAAAAUGAUGAAGUUCAGCAAAAUGAUGAAGUCCAGCAAAAUGAUGAAGUUCAGCAAAAUGAUGAAGUUCAGCAAAAUGAUGAAGUUCAAGGUGGUGAUGUUCAGAAACUACCUAAAUAUUUUGAAAUGAUCGAGAACACUCUGAAUCCAGAACAGAAGGAUGCCUUAAAUAAUGUUCGCAGCAUAGGGGCAAAAAUGAUUCUUUUGGAAGCUAUUCAUGAGCAACGCCUAAAAAAUGCGAAUAUGAUCAACUUACUUGUCGCUAUACUCAGUUUGCUUGUUACAUUCGCUAUAAAUAUUUCAGUUAUCGCUCUUAAAAAAGAUGACAAUAUAAAUAUCUUGCUUUUAAAUGGAAUCAUCUUCACUAUGCAAGUUUUUACUGUAGUAAUAACAGUAGCAAGUGAACCAUAUUUCGCAAACAGAGAAUAUCUACAUUUAGCAUCAAUUUUCACCCCAAUAGUCAUAAGCAUAGCAUUAGCAAUAAGUUUAGGGAUUGUUUUUAGCUCACCACUUAUAACAGCGACUUGGGUACCAGUUGGCGUAUUAUUUUCUAAUAUUAUUAUUCAAAAUACUAAAUAG